Thalassophryne amazonica is the source of this 2929-nucleotide messenger RNA. Its product is annotated as SPRY domain-containing SOCS box protein 4-like. The coding region runs from base 749 to 1609 and encodes 286 amino acids. Lineage: Eukaryota; Metazoa; Chordata; Actinopteri; Batrachoidiformes; Batrachoididae. The transcript is spliced from 3 exons. Gene Ontology annotation, cellular component: SCF ubiquitin ligase complex. Gene Ontology annotation, molecular function: protein binding. The record is from RefSeq and is a predicted model, not a curated record. Gene Ontology annotation, biological process: proteasome-mediated ubiquitin-dependent protein catabolic process.
AGGGAGGAGGGAGGUAAAGCGGGUGUUUCUCUCAGCUGCCUGCAGGUCUGGUUGCUGCCGGUAACUUUGCCUGUUGAGAUCAGAAGAGAUCGCGUUUCAACCAUAAAGUUCUCUCUGUCUCUCUCGGAAAGACCGAUGUGGAGCCGAAGCUGAAGUGCUGCCGAGCUGUAGUUGUCAGAGAAGGACGUCUUGAUGAGACUCUCUUGGAGACGCAAUGUAGAGCUGGCGCAUCAUAGUGUUGGGUGAGGAAGAAGUGAGAGUCUCAGGACAGAUAAGCUCAAGGGAAGAGAAAAGCGACAGAACAAGAGAGGGUGAGUGGUGGGCAGCUCUCUGAGGGAAGUUGGAGUCACGUUCUCGUUCUGUGCGUUGGACUUGCUGGUUUCUUUUCAGUGCUUUUUCCUCCUGCCUCCUGUAUUCGUCUCUGCUGAGGGGUGGAGUGAGUUUGGACGGCCGCUUGGAUUUGACCAUGGACUUACAGAUAGCGACACGCAGCGAGAGAUGAGAGCAGACCGUAGAGGUUCACUGCGUGACAGCAGCUCUGUCUUUCUGAAGACAUCUUGGGCAUAAAGCCAGACUGCAUACAUAUUUCAUAUAUCACCUCCUCCUUCUUCACUUCCCUGCACCAGUUUUUAUUUGGGAACUCUGAUUUCAGCUCCAUCGCAUUGAUGAGGUAACGUCAAGCAGGAGGCAGCGUAGCAUCAAACUGCACAAUCAUUUUUUCCCUUCUAUCAAAUCGCCCAUCACAACCAUGGGUCAGAAGAUUUCUGGCAGCAUUAAGUCAGUAGAUGGCCGUGGAGACAGUGGUGGGUCCCCGUCUUAUCGGCCCUCAGCUCACCACAGGCAGCAUCCAGAGCUGAGGGGCCCAGAUUUUUCCAAACCUCCCAGGCUGGACCUCCUACUGGACAUGCCAUGUGCUGGCCUGGAUACCCAGCAGCGUCAUGCCUGGAACCCUGAUGACCGCUCACUAAAUAUCUUCAUCAAAGAUGAUGAUAAAUUGACAUUUCAUCGCCACCCUGUCGCCCAGAGCACAGACUGCAUACGAGGCCGAGUGGGAUACACCCGCGGUCUCCAUGUGUGGAAGAUCCAUUGGCCUGCACGGCAGCGUGGCACUCAUGCUGUAGUUGGUGUGUCAACAUCUGAAGCUCCUUUACACUCUGUUGGGUAUACAGCGCUGGUAGGUUCGGAUUCUGAGUCAUGGGGAUGGGAUCUGGGACGCAACCGGCUCUAUCAUGACAGUAAGAACAGGGCACACAGCUCUCUGUCUUCUUACCCCUGUUUCCUGGAGCCAGAGGAGUCUUUUACUCUGCCAGACUCCCUUCUAGUGAUUCUGGACAUGGAUGAAGGCACACUGAGCUUCAUGGUGGAUGGACAGUAUCUAGGAGUGGCAUUUAGAGGGCUAAAGGGCAAGAAGCUGUAUUCCAUUGUGAGUGCUGUGUGGGGGCAUUGUGAGAUAACCAUGAAAUACAUCAACGGCUUGGAUCCGGAGCCUCUUCCUCUGAUGGACCUGUGCAGACGCGCGGCCCGUCUGGCGUUGGGUCGUGAGCGCCUACAGGAGAUCGAGAGCCUUCCUCUGCCACAGUCUCUCAAAAAUUACCUCCAGUACCAGUGACUGACGGCCUGAACAGAGCAUCAUGAGGUCUAAACACGAACGGAUGAAAGGUGAUGAUGGAAGGAUACAGAGCAGGCAGGAAGGACAUCCACACAGAGGUCACAGGCUUUGGGACAGCACCAGCUUCACUUGGACCUUGAGGCUGCUUUCCUCUUUUCAUUUUGGACUGAAAGUAAUUUAUUGAUGAUGGUAUCUCACUCAUCCAGACAGGCGGUUAAUGGUGAUGUAGUGAGACGGUUGUGUCACCGUAAGAUGACUGCCACCACCUAGUGACAAGAAUUAAAAAAUGCACCAUGUAAGCACACUAAAAAUCCUUGGAGGCCUUUCUGAUGCGCAGGUGUUUCAUUGCUCCUCGAUUUGGUUGUGCUCGCUCUCUACAGGCACAAGCAUAGUUUCUAAGAGGAUGUUACCUUAUUUUUUCUUUUUGUUUUGUUUUGUUUUAUUAAACUGACUCAGCGCUCAACUCAGAGCUCUCCUUACAUGCAGAAUGGAAUUAAAAGCCAGCAUGCCAAAUUUCGCUCCUGCGUAUAUUUGAUGAUAGACAAAACAAACCGGGAAACUUGUUGCUGUUCAAAUCAUAAUUAGGCGCAACUGACAACAUUCCUCACAGGACACUAAAAGAUGAUUCCAACCAAAGUAUUUCAUACGAAGGUAGGUUGCAGGCACGCGGCCAGUAGUUUACUCAGAAAUGUCGUUGUAGCUCUAGGUCUAACUAUGGCACACACACCAACAAUCCAGGAGGGGCCUGUUGUAGCUCAGUGGUACCAGACGGUGUCACUGCACCGUGCCUCAAAGACCACAAACAGGACGUGAUCCUGGAUCAUAUUGGCCUCACAGUGCUGAGGUAGAGGUAUUUAUUUUUUAUUUUUUAGCUCAGAAUAGGAUGCAGAUGACCAGUGCACAUCAAUACACACACACACACACACGUACACACACUGUAGACCAGUAAGAUUCCUAAAAAUGCUUGAGUCACUUUUUUCACUUUUUGUUUGUCUUUACUUCAGAGUUUUUAUUCUGCGUUGUUAUGAUUUUACUGUGUGUGAGGUCUGAUGAUGAUGAUAUUUAUUUAUCACGGGCAUGUUUGGUUCUUAAAUGAUCAUUGAUUUUUAAAUUCAGGUCAAUUUGUUACAGACAUGCUGGUGAUGGGAGAAUGAAAUAAUUGAUUUUCAAUGCUGCUUUUGUUAUUGUUAUUGAUGGUGGUGGUCUUUCCUCCUGUAUCGGGUCGGGCGAGGAGACGACCGUUCAGAGGAGCAGACAGUGCAGAUGAGUUGUCAACUGUUGUGAAAUGUGAAUAAAAGCCAUGUGACAUGAAAAAUUUCA